GGGAAGAGGUGCGAGCUGUCUGUCAGUGGAGAUUGCUGAGCUCGCCUUCCCGGCCGGUUUCCGAGUUGGGAACUCCGGCUGACUUUGCUCCAAAGCAAGGGCAGUAUCUGAACUCCCGGCGCUCCAGGAGCGGCCACUUUUGUAGAAGCACCUGAAAUGCAGGGCCUUGCGCACUAGCCUUAGCGGUGACGCCAGCCACAGCAACCGCGCCGGGGCCCUUUGUGGAAGCUCCAUCCCCUGCUCUUUGUGUCCGCCCAGACUCAGAGGCAGAUUAUCUUGGAAGAUCUAGGACUCCAAAAAUGUUUCCCUUGAAGGAUGCAGAAAUGGGUGCCUUUACCUUCUUUGCCUCAGCUCUGCCACAUGAUGUUUGUGGAAGCAAUGGACUUCCUCUUACACCAAAUUCCAUCAAAAUUUUAGGGCGAUUUCAAAUCCUUAAGACGAUCACCCAUCCCAGACUGUGUCAGUAUGUGGAUAUUUCUAGGGGAAAGCAUGAGAGACUGGUGGUGGUGGCUGAACACUGUGAACGGAGUCUAGAAGACUUGCUUCGAGAAAGGAAACCUGUGAGCUGUUCAAAGGUUUUAUGCAUAGCAUUUGAAGUACUUCAGGGCUUGCAGUAUAUGAAUAAACAUGGUAUUGUACACCGGGCACUGUCUCCUCGUAAUAUCCUUUUGGACCAAAAGGGACAUGUUAAAUUGGCUAAAUUUGGACUUUAUCACAUGACAGCUCAUGGUGAUGAUGUUGAUUUUCCAAUUGGAAAAUACUUAAUGAGCCCCUUCUCAUCUGAUGGCUGGAUACACAGAAAUGGGUAUCCGUCAUAUUUGGCACCUGAGGUAAUUGCACAAGGAAUUUUUAAAACCACUGAUCAUGUGUCAAAUGAAAAACCAUUGCCUUCUGGCCCGAAAUCAGAUGUUUGGUCUCUUGGAAUCAUUUUAUUUGAGCUUUGUGCGGGAAGAAAAUUAUUUCAGAGCUUGGAUAUUUCUGAAAGAGUAAAAUUUUUGCUUACAUUGGGUUGUGUAGAUGACACAAUAAUAGUUCUGGCCGAAGAGCAUGGUUGUUUGGACAUUAUAAAGGAGCUUCCUGAAAAUGUGAUAGAUCUUUUGAAGAACUGCCUCACUUUCCACCCUUCCAAGAGGCCAACCCCAGAUGAGUUAAUUCAGGACAAGGUAUUCAGUGAAGUGUCACCCUUAUACACCCCCUUUACCAAGCCUGUCCAUCUGUUUUCAUCUUCUCUGAGAUGUGCUGAUUUAACUCUGCCUGAGGAUAUCAGUCAGCUUUGUAAAGAUAUAAACAGUGAUUACCUGGCAGAAAGAUCUAUUGAAGAAGUAUAUUACCUUUGGUGUUUAGCUGGAGGUGACUUAGAGAAAGAGCUUGUCAACAAGGAAAUCAUUCGAUCCAAACCACCUGUCUGCACACUCCCCAAUUUUCUCUUUGAAGAUGGUGAAAGUUUUGGACAAGGUCGUGAUAGAAGCUCACUAUUAGAUGAUACCACUGUGACAUUGUCAUUAUGCCAGCUAAGAAAUAGAUUAAAAGAUGUUGGUGGAGAAGCAUUUUACCCACUACUUGAAGAUGACCAGUCUAAUUUACCUCAUUCAAACAGUAAUAAUGAGUUAUCUGCAGCCGCCACUCUCCCCUUAAUCAUCCGAGAGAGGGACACAGAGUACCAGCUAAACAGAAUCAUUCUCUUUGACAGGCUGCUAAAGGCUUAUCCAUAUAAAAAAAAUCAAAUAUGGAAAGAAGCAAGAGUUGAUAUUCCUCCUCUUAUGAGAGGUUUAACAUGGGCAGCUCUUCUGGGAGUUGAGGGGGCUAUUCAUGCCAAAUAUGAUGCAAUUGAUAAAGAUACUCCAAUUCCUACAGACAGACAGAUUGAAGUAGAUAUUCCUCGUUGUCAUCAGUAUGAUGAACUGUUAUCAUCACCAGAAGGUCAUGUAAAAUUUAGGCGUGUAUUAAAAGCCUGGGUAGUGUCCCAUCCUGAUCUUGUAUACUGGCAAGGUCUUGACUCACUUUGUGCUCCAUUCCUAUAUUUAAAUUUCAAUAAUGAAGCCUUGGCUUAUGCAUGUAUGUCUGCUUUUAUUCCCAAAUACCUAUAUAAUUUCUUCUUGAAGGACAACUCACAUGUCAUACAAGAAUAUUUGACUGUGUUCUCUCAGAUGAUUGCAUUCCAUGAUCCAGAGCUGAGCAAUCAUCUCAAUGAGAUUGGAUUUAUUCCAGAUCUGUAUGCCAUCCCUUGGUUUCUCACCAUGUUUACUCAUGUGUUUCCACUGCACAAAAUUUUCCACCUGUGGGAUACCUUACUACUUGGGAAUUCCUCUUUUCCCUUCUGUAUUGGUGUAGCAAUUCUUCAGCAGCUACGGGACCGGCUUUUGGCUAAUGGCUUUAAUGAGUGCAUUCUUCUCUUCUCUGAUUUACCAGAAAUUGACAUUGAACGCUGUGUGCGAGAAUCAAUCAACCUGUUCUGUUGGACUCCUAAAAGUGCUACUUACAGACAGCAUGCUCAAUCUCCAAAACCAACUUCUGAAAGCAGUGGAGUCAGGAAUUCAGCACCGUAUUUCUCCACUGAGUGUCCAGAUCCUCCAAAAACAGAUCUGUCAAGAGAAUCCAUCCCAUUAAAUGACCUAAAGUCAGAAGUAUCACCCCGGAUUUCAGCAGAGGACCUCAUCGACUUGUGUGAGCUCACAGUGACAGGCCACUUCAAAACACCCACCAAGAAAACAAAGUCCAGUAAACCAAAACUCCUCAUAGUUGAUAUCCGGAAUAGUGAAGAUUUUAUUCGGGGUCACCUCUCAGGCAGCAUCAACCUUCCAUUCAGUGCUGCAUUCACUGCAGAAGGGGAGCUUACCCAAGGCCCUUACACCUCUGUGCUCCAGAGCUUCAAAGGGAAGGUCAUUGUUAUCGUGGGGCAUGUGGCAAAGCACACAGCAGAGUUUGCAGCUCAUCUUGUGAAGAUGAAAUAUCCAAGAAUCUGUAUUCUAGAUGGUGGCAUUAAUAAGAUUAAGCCAACGGGCCUCCUCACUGUUCCAUCUCCUCAAAUAUGAAGAAUCAAGGUUGUGACUAUCAAAAGGACCAAGAGGCAUCAGCCCACAACAGCUCAGCUUUUCACAUCCUGGCUAUGCUAAGGGAGGGCUGGCUGUCCUGACUGUUGCAAUUCCAUAAAGUUUUGUCAUGAGACACUUCUUAAAUCUCAUGACCCAAAUGUUCAGCUCUCCAGACAACAAACUUGACUGUACAUGUAUUGCUGAAAGAAUUUUCUUAGCAGUGAAAUCCAAUCAUGUAUUUUUACCCACUGUGACACAAAGCCAGAGGAAUUCAGCUGACAAGGCAGAUAUAACAUUAUCAAGGAAUCUCAGCUGUCCUCCACUGCACUGAACAGAGAAUCCUAAACAAAGGUAUUAUUUAGAAUAUAGACUAAAUGUGGGCUGAAAUCAUCUGUGCAUGAUAAUGAAAAGUGAAAAGCUAUUCACGAUACAUUCCUUAUAAGUAAAUGCUACAUUAAGUAACUCACUUUUGGCCCAGACACGUUGUGUGUGUCUGUGUGUGUGUGUGUGUGUGUGUGUGUGUAUGUGUAGAUGAAGAAGAAUUUAGUCCACUGAAGAAAGUAAUAAUAGUUUACUUUCAGAAAAAGAAUUUAGAAACUAUUCAUAUUAGAAUAUUUGUUUAGUUCCUAUAGUAGAGAAACCCAAAAUCAGAGUACAUUAAACAAACUAGAACCUGACUUCUCUCUCAUAUAAAAGUCUGCACAGUCAGUCUAAGGCUAGUAUACUGAUUCAUAAUAAGAACUCAGAUAUCAUCUUAUUGCCUUUCCACCUUCAACAUGUGGUUUCUAUUCCAUGGAUCAAGAUGGCUGCUGAGCAGCCACCACCACAUCUGCAAUUUAGAAGGAAAGGAAUGAUGGAGAAGGGAGGGGAAAAAAAAGGGAAGAAGAGAACAAAGGAGGGAGGAAAAAAGAAAAAAAAGGACAAGGGAGGGUGUGCUCCUCCUUUUUAAGGGCACAAACAAGAAGUUGCACAUAUUCUGCUUCCACACGACUGGCCAGAACUUAGACAUGUGGCCACACUUCGCUUUAAGAAAAUGGAGAAUAUAGUCUUUGGCUGAUCAGCCACUGGCCCAGCAGAAAAAAAAAAUCUUAUUACUAUGUGGAAAGAGGAGAACACAUACCAAAGGUCAGCUAGCAGCCUCUGCCACCUUACUGUAAAGAUUAAGUGCUGUACUUCGUUCAGUCUAAGACAUACCACAAUUUUAUAUACCAUGAAGAAAGAAAAAAUGUAGCCAAGUAAACUGUGACGCACCAUCAAUUAUAAGAUGCAUUCCCAUUUCAGAAAUGUGAAAAAACAUGCAUCGGAGUUAUUGAAAUACAGUACAUCUUUUGACUAUCUUCAUUUUCAUUUUAACUAAAAAGUUUUUUCAUAUUUAACUUAUAUUCCUCUUCAGAGUUCAGACUACCUAUGUAGAACCCUUCAAUAAGAGUCUCAAUUCAACUUUCUGGGCUAUGGCUUUAUUGUUGCUGUUUGUUUUGGUUUUUCAUCUAUUUUUUUUAUUGAGAUAUAAUUUACAUACCAUAAAAUUCACCCCUUUAAAAUGUAGAAUUUCAGUGGUUUUAGUAUAUCCACAAAAUUGUGCAGUUGAGAAUAUUUUCAUCACCCAAAAAAGAAAUCUUGUACCUAUUAGUAGUCAUUCCUCAUUAGCCCCACUCCCAGGACUUUGAUUUCAUUUUUGUAUGUGGCAUGAGAUAAUAUCCAAUUCCAUUCUUGCAUCUACGUAUCAAGUAGUGUUAGGUGCCAUGUCAUUUUGUUUGUUAAUUUAUAUUGUUAAAUUAUAUUCAUUCACCAAAUAUAUUUUGGAUACCUAUUAUGUGCAAGACACUGACAUGAUCAAUGAUUAUAUUAUUCUAUGGCCCUUAUGUAAAACGCAAAGAAAAAACAUGAGAAUUAAUGAAAGAAAAUUUUACCACAGUUUCUCUAACAUCAUUUUCGGGCCAACGUCUACCCUGAAUAUCAUUAAAUUCUCCUGUCCUUUCCUUCAGUCUUUGAUGACUUAUCUUGACUAUAGUCAUAAUGAUCAUUUGGAGUGGUUCUGAGCCUUAACUUUGCCUUAGUGAGAAAGCAGAGAAGGACAAAGGGGUGGAGAUUUGAGUCAGAAGGGGUCGCAGGUAGUGGGUAGAGAUGAGGACCUGAGUGCUGUGCUCCUUUAAGGUCAGAGACCGUAAUUUAUACCUCCUGGUAUAUUCAGCAACAGGAGAUGCUUAAUAAAUGUAAAAUUGAAUUGAAUCUCCAGAUUAGUGAUUUUCAAAUCUAUAUGAAUAGAGAAAAAAACAUUUUUUUUCAAGUGCCAAAUUUAUCUAGCAUCUGAUGAUAUAUAAAUAAAUUGAAAUCUCAGUCCUCUGACUGAAGAAAAGAUCUCCUUCCACCCAGACCUAAAACUCUGUAAUCCUAGAAAUUGGAACAGAUAACUUCCAACAGUUAGGUAAGCUAAGUUGUUGCAUCCCUUUCCAAAACAUAGAAAUACUAGAUUUAAAAAGAAUAUUAAAACUGUCUAAUACUUAAACAAAAAUUUCUUCAUAUCAGAUAGGAAGAGGAACUGACACUAUCAGGCCCAUUAGAUAUCAGAUGUCCACAUAGGCCCUAGGAACUGAGGUUUUAACAUGUGCAUGGGGAUAGAAGACACAACCCUGGGCCUUCUGGAAGAGAGUUGGUAUUACAAAGUGAGUCUCAGAGAUCUCUGCUCCAUGAAGUGACUAGAAAUAACUACCCACCAAGUCAGGGAAGCUACAGGGGAGAUUGUCAUGGCCUGGUAUUCUGGAUGAAGGAAGACAAAUCUCCUUUUGAAGACAGACAGGUGUUCAAUGGAAAGGCUGGGUGGGGUGAGUCCCCAGAUUGCAGGCUUUAAGGCAUGAGUUCAUCAGACUAUUUAAAAAUGAUAAUGAAUUAUAUCAAACUUUUAGAAAGCACAGAUGGCACCACAUCUUUUUUCUACUCCUCUGUUUCCUCCUCCAAAUGGUUACAAAAAAAAUACUCCUUUAGACAUUAAUAUCAUAAGUAUGGUACAGCUUCUCAAAAGGAUCUUGUGCAGAAGUCUCAUCUGGUGAGACCGACUAUGAGGAGACGAGAUUGCUGCCCUGCCUGCUGAGGGGUCAGAGUCAGGGAAAGUCACCUCAUCCAUAUACAUGAUGGCCUACAUAUACCCAUUGUUAACCAAGUGAUGCAUUUUUCUUGAUAAACAUGGAUUAAGCCAAAGAGUGGGAGUAAAAUGAUAAUAGUUAUGAUAGAUUUAUGUUUGGAUGUUCAGUCUCAAGACCAAAUACCCUUCACAACUUAGAUUUUAUGUGGAAAAGUAACAGGGAAGUAUUACAACCUUAACUGUCAGACACCAGACACUCAGCAUAGGCAAUUGCUCACACACAGACUUUAGGUUUUAGAAUCCAAUUUUCUCUCAUUCAGUAUUAGAAAUAGUACACAUUGGAAAUUAACUAUUGUAAGAGUAAGCCAUAUUUUUUUAAGUUCCUGUAUUUAUAUCUUUUCUGAGUAGUUUUCUUAUUAAUAUCUUAUGAUAGGUGCUUGUCACAUGGAAACUAAACUUGGAUCUUGGCGAAUUCAUUGUUCUAUAGAUAGAUUGAUAUUUGUAGCUCCUACAGUGACCUACAGGCCUGUCUCCUCUUGGAUUGAUGUUCCUUAAUAUCCUUUCUCAUCCCUCUCAGAGGACCUGUUUUUUGUUUGCAUUGUCUACAGCAUUUCAAUAAUACUGUUCUGUUCUAAUGUUCACUGUGACCAAUAAACGAUGCAUAGAUGACUACCAAGG
This is a messenger RNA of Manis pentadactyla (Chinese pangolin), 6789 nucleotides long. It is a transcript of the gene TBCK, whose product is annotated as TBC1 domain containing kinase. Gene Ontology annotation, biological process: protein phosphorylation; activation of GTPase activity. Lineage: Eukaryota; Metazoa; Chordata; Mammalia; Pholidota; Manidae. Gene Ontology annotation, molecular function: GTPase activator activity; ATP binding; protein kinase activity. The transcript is spliced from 27 exons. The record is from RefSeq and is a predicted model, not a curated record. The coding region runs from base 300 to 3032 and encodes 910 amino acids.